This is a messenger RNA of Octodon degus (degu), 1642 nucleotides long. RefSeq names its product dual specificity phosphatase 13 (gene Dusp13b). The transcript has 8 exons. Gene Ontology annotation, biological process: protein dephosphorylation; negative regulation of MAPK cascade. The record is from RefSeq and is a predicted model, not a curated record. Gene Ontology annotation, cellular component: cytoplasm. NCBI's taxonomy places the organism in Eukaryota, Metazoa, Chordata, Mammalia, Rodentia, Octodontidae. The coding region runs from base 35 to 1447 and encodes 470 amino acids. Gene Ontology annotation, molecular function: MAP kinase phosphatase activity; protein tyrosine/serine/threonine phosphatase activity.
UAACACAGAGCAGGGGGGUGGGCCACGCUGGCCCAUGGCGGAGGCCUCGCUCCCUGAGCUGGGGGCAGACGUGGAGGGCACAACUUGUCCCAGCGUCCUGGAGCUGGAAGAGCUCCUGAGGGCAGGGAAGGCCUCUUGCAGCCGCGUGGACGAAGUCUGGCCUAAUCUUUUCAUAGGAGAUGCGGCCACAGCAAACAACCGCUUUGAGCUUUGGAAACUGGGCAUCACCCACGUGCUGAACGCCGCCCAUGGGGGCCUCUACUGCCAGGGCGGCCCUGACUUCUACGGCAGCAGCGUGAGCUACCUGGGGGUGCCAGCCCACGACCUCCCCGAUUUCGACAUCAGCACCUACUUCUCCUCCGCAGCAGACUUCAUCCACCAAGGCCUCAGCAGCCCUGGGGCUGUCCCUGCGCCAGGCUGUGCUGACAGUGCGGGAGCGACGAUGGAUCUUCCCCAACCGUGGCUUCCUCCACCAGCUCCGCCAGCUGGACCAGCGGCUGCGGGGUGGCGAGUGUCGGAGCUGAAGGGCCAGAGCAGGGACUUGGUCCUCCUCACAGGGCUCUGCCACUUCACCACCGUGGCCAAGCCCCUGCUGCUGUUGCAGCUGCUGCUGCUGCUGCUGGAAGCUCUGGUCCAGGUAGAUGCCCAGGAAGUACUACGAGCCCGGUGGGGGGCGCCCCCUGCAGCCUGCACCUCCAUCUGCCAGCCCCUGUGCCCCACACCCCCUCGAAGCCACUGCCUUCAGUCUUCACAGAAACAGCAUCAAGUGUUCAGAGACAGGCAGUCGCCAGCCAGAGGCACAAACUGUGCGUCGGAGAAGCCCUUGGCCAGAGCCAGACACCUCCACAGGAUGGACUCGCUGCAGAAGCAGGACCUCCGGCGGCCCAAGAUCCACGGAGCAGGACGGCCAUCCCCCUACCAGCCGCCCACGCUGGCCUCGCUGCAGCGCUUGCUGUGGGUCCGCAGGGCCCCCACACUGAGCCACGUCAACGAGGUCUGGCCCAACCUCUUCCUGGGAGAUGCGUAUGCUGCCCGGGACAAGAGUCGCCUGCUGCAGAUGGGCAUCACCCAUGUAGUGAACGCUGCUGCGGGCAGGUUCCAGGUGGACACAGGUGCCAAGUUCUACCACGGGCUGCCCCUGGAGUACUACGGCAUUGAGGCAGAGGACAACCCCUACUUUGACAUCAGCAUCUACUUCCUGCCUGUGGCUCGCUAUAUCCGAGCAGCCCUCAGUGCUCCCCGAGGCCGCGUGCUGGUCCACUGUGCCAUGGGGGUGAGCCGCUCCGCCACUUUGGUCCUGGCUUUCCUUAUGAUCUGCGAGAACAUGACGCUGGUGGAGGCCAUCCAGGCGGUGCAGGCUCACCGCGACAUCUGCCCCAACUCCGGCUUCCUGCGGCAGCUCCAGGUGCUGGAUAACCGGCUGGGGCGCGAGGCGGGGCGGCUGUGAGCUCGGGAGCAUGGGAGCCCCAGCCUCCACCCAGCAAGGCCGCUGCCCUUUUCAGAGACCUUAAGGUGUCCCUGAGGCAGAGGCAGGGAGAACUGGGUGUGGCCCUGAGUGGUGGAUUCCCCGACCCAACCCAGAGAUUCUUUAUGCAGAAGAGGAUUAAGUCUGUCUCUAUAAUAAAAGGUUCAUCGAAAGAAG